AUGAAUAUUUCUCCCUUAUUAAAUAUAGAUGAUGUUAUUGAGCUUGAUUCUUCACCAAAUUGUGAAAAUGUUCAAUUAAAUGCUUCAUCUUCUAAUUCAUCUUUUUCAUCGAUUCAUUUAGCAAGUGUAUCUGGUUUUUUUCAAUCUUUAUAUGCUGACAAAAUUAGUUCGAACUUAAAACUUAAUAAAAAAAACUGGAUGAUUGUUGAUGUGAAAGAUAAAAAAUCCGAUCGUUGGAAAUGUUUUGGUAUUCCUGCUCGAAAAAUUGACGAAGAAAAAAGUGAACUAUUUGAAAAAUUUGUAUCAUGCAAGCAUUGUUAUAUAACAUAUUCAUAUUCAUCCAGUACCAGAAACAUGAAUAAACAUAUUCGAAUUUGUAAUGGAUUUAAUUAUACUCAAAUUCAUUUUAUAACAUCAACAGAAAGUAAUUCUUUACAAUUAAUUAAUACAUCAACUUCAUCACCUUUAAUAUCAUCACAUUCAUCUUCUUCAAAUAAUAAAACUGAAUGGAUAUGUUCAAAUGCACGUCCACUAAGUAUUGUUGAAGAUACAGGAUUGAAAAAUAUAAUCGAAGAAGCUAUUCGUAUAGGUUAUACCUGUGGUACAACUAAAUCUGAAGAUGUUUUAUCAUGUAGAAAAGUAGUACAUAAACAAAUAAAAUCAAGUGCUGCAAGUGGACGUGAACAAAUAAACAAUUUUUAUUAA
This is a messenger RNA of Rotaria sordida, 705 nucleotides long. The record is from the annotation of a GenBank genome assembly. NCBI's taxonomy places the organism in Eukaryota, Metazoa, Rotifera, Eurotatoria, Philodinida, Philodinidae.